Parasteatoda tepidariorum (common house spider) is the source of this 1179-nucleotide messenger RNA. RefSeq lists its product as uncharacterized. The record is from RefSeq and is a predicted model, not a curated record. NCBI's taxonomy places the organism in Eukaryota, Metazoa, Arthropoda, Arachnida, Araneae, Theridiidae.
AAAUAAACAAAUUGAUUGUCGAGGGCGAUUGUUUACAAUCAACAACUGGAGAAAUUUAUGAGCACAAUCUGGAGCACGAAAAAUCCAUAUUUGCUCUACUUAUGUUUAGUUAUAAUUUUUUUAAAGAGACAUAUUCAUCAUAAAAGCUAUAUGUUAGUCUUUCUGCAAAAAAAUGUGACAACAUAAUUCCUAUUAAAUUAUUUUGCAUUUAUAUUGUUAAGUUAAAAUAAUAUGAUUUAGUUUUAUUUAUUUUGUAAAAAAGAAAAUCGUAUAUGUAAAAUAUAUAGGACUACAGAAGAAACAUCGUUGAAUUUGAAGUAAAAACAGAUAAUUAACGUAUUUUUAAAAGAAUGAACGAUACAUAUGUGGAAUCCAAAGAAAAAGAAUGGCCAUUUCCUAUAGCUGUAGUUUUCUGUCUGGCUAUAAUAUCCUAUGUGUUCAUCUUACUACUUGGAUUAAUGAUCAGAAAAUGCCUUAUAGCACGCGGGAUAUGCACAGAUUGCUGUCCAAAAAUGAAAAGCAGUCCUGGUUGUUGUGAAGCAUGCAGUAAUUGUGCUCAACAAUGCAACUGGAAACUGCCUACUGUUGAUAAUUGUUUAGAUCUUAUAUGUCCUACAAAACAAAGAGUCAAUUGCAUCGAGUUUUUAAUGUGUGAUUGGGCAAAUGUUCAAUGCUGCGGGGAAGGAGGUACAUAUACAUGUGGCAGUGGGGACUAUGCAUGUACCUGUGAAACUCCCAGUUGUGAAAACAUUAAUUGUCUAUGCUGUGAAAUAUCAUUUAGAAGUGUAGCAACAGAACAAGCCUGAAGAAUUUUCCAUAUUUAUAUAUCAGUAUUCAAAAUUAAGUAUUUUCUUUCCUUGACAAAGACUGCAAGUGAAGGAAAUUUUAGCUUUAAUGGGAGAAAUCUACAUAAAUACUUGCUUAGAAAAUUAAUGAGUUUUCUAUUAUCUCUCAAUAUUGUGCCCAGAGAUUAAGGCUACAAGAAAUAUAUUUUUAAAAUAAGUGUUAAGCUAAAAUACACCUAUUUUUACAAUCUAGUCAUAUUACCUACAAUUUUUGUUCUACAUUCUUGUAUUCAGCAUCAGUACCCACUUUCAUGACAUCACGUUUAACUGUGUACUUAAUUUAUAAUGUACUUUUACCUAUUGUAAUUUACAAUAAUAAAUUUUCUUUUUUUUU